Hirsutella rhossiliensis is the source of this 861-nucleotide messenger RNA. Its product is annotated as tetrapyrrole (Corrin/Porphyrin) methylases domain-containing protein. Gene Ontology annotation, biological process: protein histidyl modification to diphthamide. The coding region runs from base 1 to 861 and encodes 286 amino acids. The transcript is spliced from 3 exons. The record is from RefSeq and is a predicted model, not a curated record. Gene Ontology annotation, molecular function: diphthine synthase activity. Lineage: Eukaryota; Fungi; Ascomycota; Sordariomycetes; Hypocreales; Ophiocordycipitaceae.
AUGCUGUAUCUCGUCGGUCUCGGCCUCUCCGACGAGACCGACAUCACCGUCAAGGGGCUCGAGGUGGUCAAGAAGGCGUCCAGGGUGUACCUCGAAGCCUACACAAGCGUCUUGCUCGUCGACCAGUCGGUCCUGGAGAGCUACUAUGGCCGCUCCAUCAUGAUUGCAGACCGUGAGAUGGUCGAGUCCAACAGCGAGGAGAUUCUGCGCAGUGCCCAGGACGAAGACGUGGCCUUUCUCGUCGUCGGAGAUCCCUUCGGCGCAACCACGCAUACUGACCUCGUUCUCCGAGCCAGAGAGCUCUCCAUCCCGGUCAGAACGGUGCCCAACGCCUCUAUCCUGUCGGGCAUCGGCGCCUGCGGUUUGCAGCUGUACAACUUUGGGCAGACCGUGUCCAUGGUCUUCUUCACCGACGCAUGGAAGCCGUCGUCAUUCUACGAUCGGAUAAAGGAAAACCGCUCGAUUGGUCUGCAUACUCUUGUGCUCGUCGACAUCAAGGUGAAAGAACCUAGCCUGGAAAACAUGGCCAGGGGAAGAAAGAUUUACGAACCGCCCCGAUACAUGACUGUCGGCCAAUGCGCGGCGCAGAUGCUUGAAAUCGAGGACCAGAGGCAAGAAGCCGUGUACAGCCGCAACAGCUUGGCCAUUGGCGCUGCUCGGGUCGGGGGCAAGACGGAAAAGUUUGUUGCUGGGACGCUCGAGGAGCUGUGCUCUGCCGACGAGGAGCUCGGCCCGCCGCUGCACAGCCUGGUGUUGCUUGGAAGCAGGACGCACGAGCUUGAGCGUGACUUUGCCCAUCAGUUUGCGCUGGAUAAGGACAGGUGGAACAAGCUCUGGAAGACAGAAUAUGGCAAGCAAUGA